Molecule: messenger RNA, 4197 nt
Organism: Aphidius gifuensis
Lineage: Eukaryota; Metazoa; Arthropoda; Insecta; Hymenoptera; Braconidae
Gene: Tps1
Product: alpha,alpha-trehalose-phosphate synthase [UDP-forming]
Exons: 7
Coding region: 1247-3670 (807 amino acids)
Biological process (GO): trehalose biosynthetic process
Cellular component (GO): alpha,alpha-trehalose-phosphate synthase complex (UDP-forming); cytosol
Molecular function (GO): catalytic activity
Source: RefSeq, a predicted model, not a curated record
UAUCAUCAGCUGUAUUAUGUGAUGAUAUCAAAAUACCCAGAAUGCAUAAUUACAAUUUAUAUAUAUAUUUUUUUUCAUUAUAAUAAUUAUAAAUGAGAUUAUGUUUAUAUCGAACAGUUGUGUAAAUAAUAAAAUGCAGAUAAUUCACUAAAAUAUGACACCAGAUGUUAAUAUUACAAAAAAAGCAACAUUAAUUAUCAAAAUAACAUUUUUUUUUUCUCCAAUUUACAAAUUUUAUGUAAAAUUAUUUUACUAAACAUUUGUUAAUAUUGCUUAUUACUUGCAGCAUGAUUAUAUUAAUUUAACAAAAUUACAAAUAAAAGCACAGGUAUACAUAAUUUAAUGGCGGGAGAUUUACAACGCAUGCGCAUUUAAUUGAAUCUUGAAUUUCGAUCGAAAUUAAACGAAAUAAAAUUAGUUAAAUUUGUCUGACUUUAAAUAAAUAAUAAAUUUUUAAAAAAUUUGUUUAUUUUUUAAUAACUAUAUAUUUUUUUUAAAUCAUAAAAUUAAGUGAUAAGAAGAUAACCCGAGGGGUCGGUGCGUCGUGCUCAUCGUGAACACGAGGGUCAGGGGUGUAUUGAGCUUUUGUUGGUAUAAUAUUGAAUGAGGCAAAAAAUGAACAAAAAAUAAUAAAUAAAUAAUAAUUUGUUGAUGAACAAGAAGGAGAAAUAUUAAAAAUGAAAAAAUAAAAAAUAUGACCACGAUGAUGAUGAUGAUGCUCUCGGGGUCGUGGCCUCCAUCGAUACCGCUCGCAAAAGCGCACUUUGGACCAAUUCUUAGUGACGAAUAAAAUGAAUAAACUGACUGGCACAAGUGGCAUUUACUUCAGUACUACUUUGACUGUCUAGGAUCUUCUUUUGUAUCCAUAAUCAUCAGUCAGAUAUCAUUGACUUUUUUAUUUUAUAAAAUCAAAAUUAAUAAUCAUCACGACUUUGUCAAUUUUUAUUGCAUCAAAUUGACUUGAAGAAGAAAAAAAAAAUCUUUUCAUUAUUAUCUAAAUACGGAAAUAUAUAUAUAUUUUUUUUUUCCUCAACGAGACAAGUCAAGAGCAUCAUCAUCAGACAUAAUGGGUCUUUAAAUUAAAAAUAAAAAGUUCUUUGAUUUAUUGAUGAAAAUUUUUAUUUUUUUAUUUUUUUUGAAUUGCUUGUUGGGCAAUAUUGAAUUAAAAAAUAAAAGAAAUUAUUAUUAUUGAACCAGCUGAAAUAUUUUUUUCUAUUAAACUGACGAAAAAGGGUAAUCUUCAAUCAUGUCAACAGAGUCUAGGAGCUAUACUUCAAACGGAAGCAUGAUCGUCGUGAGCAACAGGUUGCCAUUUGUGCUAAAACGUAAUGAUGAAACUGGUCUUAUGGAAAGAAAAGCAAGUGCUGGAGGGCUUGUUACUGCAGUUGCUCCAGUUGUGAUUAAUGGAAAUGGAGUUUGGGUUGGUUGGCCAGGUGUUCAUUUGGAUAAUCCAAAUGAACCAAUUCCAGAAUCAAAUCCAAAUGACAAAACACCAACUGCUGGUUUACUUUCAUCAAAGGUUGUUGCUGUUCAUGUUGAAGCAGAUAUAUUUGAUUCAUAUUACAAUGGUUGUUGUAAUGGUACAUUUUGGCCUUUAUUUCAUUCAAUGCCUGAUCGUGCAACAUUUAUUGCUGAAGAUUGGCGUGCUUAUGUUGCUGUUAAUAAAGAAUUUGCAGCAAAAACAGUUGCUGCAUUAGAAAAAAUACAUAAAGAACAAGAAAAAAAUCCAACAAAUGGUACACCACUUGUAUGGGUACAUGAUUAUCAUUUAAUGCUUGCUGCAAAUUGGAUAAGACAAGCUGCUGAUGAAAAAAAUUUAAAGUUAAAACUUGGCUUUUUUUUACAUAUUCCAUUUCCACCAUGGGAUAUAUUUCGUUUAUUUCCAUGGGCUGAUGAAAUAUUACAGGGUAUGCUUGGUUGUGAUAUGGUUGGUUUUCAUAUACAAGAUUAUUGUCUUAAUUUUGUUGAUUGUUGUCAACGUUGUCUUGGUGGUAGAGUUGAUAGAAAAAAUUUACUUGUUGAUCAUGGUGGUAGAACAGUACGUGUACGUCCAUUACCAAUUGGUAUACCAUUUGAUAGAUUUGUAUCACUUGCUGAAAGUGCACCAAAAGUUAUAUUAACAAAUCAAAAAAUAGUACUUGGUGUUGAUCGUCUUGAUUAUACUAAAGGACUUGUACAUCGUUUAAAAGCAUUUGAAAUGUUAUUAGAAAAACAUCCAGAACAUCGUGAACAAGUUACAAUGUUACAAAUUGCUGUACCAUCAAGAACAGAUGUUAAAGAAUAUCAAGAAUUAAAAUUAGAAAUGGAUCAAUUAAUUGGUUCAAUUAAUGGAAGAUUUACAACACCAAAUUGGUCACCAAUACGUUAUAUAUAUGGUUGUGUUAGUCAAGAUGAACUUGCUGCAUUUUAUAGAGAUGCUGCUGUUGCAUUAGUAACACCACUAAGAGAUGGUAUGAAUUUAGUUGCUAAAGAAUUUGUUGCUUGUCAAAUUAAUACACCACCUGGUGUAUUAAUUGUAUCACCAUUUGCUGGAGCUGGUGAAAUGAUGCAUGAAGCACUUAUCUGUAAUCCAUAUGAAAUUGAUGAAGCUGCUGAAGUUAUUCACAGAGCUUUAACAAUGCCUGAAGAUGAACGUACACUACGUAUGAAUCAUUUAAGACGUCGUGAAAGAUUAUAUGAUGUUAAUUAUUGGAUGAAAUCAUUUCUUCAAGUUAUGGGAUCACUUGAAGAACGUGAUUCAAUUGGUUCAACAGUCAUGCAACCAGUUACAAUGGAUGAUUUUGAUGAUUAUUUGAGCAAGUACAUUGGUGAUAAUCACAAAUUGGCAUUACUACUAGAUUACGAUGGUACACUAGCACCAAUUGCAACACAUCCAGAUUUAGCAAUAUUACCACUUGAAACUAAAAAUGUAUUACAAAGAUUAAGCAAUAUGUCUGAUGUUUAUAUUGCAAUAAUAUCUGGAAGAAAUGUUAAUAAUGUUAAAUCAAUGGUUGGCAUUGAGGGUAUAACAUAUGCUGGUAAUCAUGGUCUUGAAAUAUUACAUCCAGAUGGUAGUAAAUUUGUACAUCCAAUGCCAGCUGAACUUGAAGAUAAAGUUGCAAGUUUAAUGCAAGCUUUGCAAGACCAGCAGCUCUGCAAGGAUGGUGCUUGGGUUGAAAAUAAAGGUGCUCUACUUACUUUUCAUUAUCGUGAAACACCAGUUGAUGCACGUCCAAAAAUGAUUGAACAAGCUAAAAAAUUAAUUGAAGAUUCUGGUUUUGCUGCUUGUCAUGCACAUUGUGCACUUGAAGCUAAACCACCAGUUGAAUGGAAUAAAGGUAGAGCAUCAAUUUAUAUAUUACGUACAGCAUUUGGUCUUGAUUGGAGUGAAAGAAUACGUAUUAUUUAUGCUGGUGAUGAUGUAACUGAUGAAGAUGCAAUGAGGGCUUUGAAAGGUAUGGCAGCAACUUUCCGUGUAACAUCAUCACAUAUUGUUCGUACAUCAGCUGAAAGAAGAUUACCAAGUACUGAUUCAGUUCUUACAAUGUUAAAAUGGGUUGAAAGACAUUUAAGUAAACGUAAACCACGUAAUAAUAAUACUGAUAUUAUACCAAGUAGAUAUAGACGUAGUAGUGGUGGAAUAACUAUGGAAAUGUCUUUUGCUGAGCCACCUCAAUCACUUGCUUCCUAAAUUUAAAAAAAAAAACAAAAUUCUACUUCAAUUUUAUGGUGAUUCUCUACCAUUAUCUCAUUUAUUUUUUUUUAUUUUUUUUCAUUUGCCUACUGCACAAAUAUAAGAGUAUAAUUUAUACUUAUAAUAAAAUCAGACUGUUUUCUUUUUUUUUUUCAUUCAAAAUAACAGCUAUUUUUAAUCGUCAAUCAAAAGAUAAUAAUUUUAACUCGAUGUAAUUUUUUAUACAAAUUAUUAUCGGCUUUCAUUUUCGAAAAUAAUAAUAAUUUUUUUUUUUUUUUUUUGUCAAGUUCAUGUGCUUAAUGCAUCUUCCCUCCCCCUCCAAAGUAUAUAGUAUUUAGAAAUAGUUUUAUAUGAUACGUAUAUCGCUCAAAACAAAAAAUUUAUAAAUUUAUAAAUUUACAAAAAUAAUAGUUAUAAACAGUUGAGUAAAAAAAAAAUUAUAUCUGGAAAUUUCGAAAAAUAAUCUCAUUGGUAUAGAGUUGUAUGAAAUGUGAAUUAAUUUUGAAAUUGAAAUUUCAUUCGGG